CGCGCUCCGCCCUCAGGCGGCUCCGGUGUCGGGCAUGCGCGGCCCCGAGCGGGGCGGGGCGGGGCGGGGGGGCGGCAGCGGGUUCCGCCGCCACGCUGCGCCGCGAGGCGGGGCCAUGGCAACGGCGGGGCCGGGCAUGGAGAGCGCCGGGGGCCGCGGCACGGCCGGCGCGGGCAUUUUUGAGGAUGAAGGCAUGAAACUACGACAACUGAAACUAGAGAAUCAGAGAGCUCUUCUAGAGAAGAAGCAGAGGAAGAAACGUCUUGAUCCCUUGAUGGUACAGCCAAAUCCUGAGGCAAAGCCGCGCAGGCCAAGGCCCAAAGGAUGCGAGGAGCAGACUCCUUUAGUAGAAACUCCUACCCCAUUCCACACUGAUGUUAUGUUACAUGGUAUUGAUGGACCAGCUGCUUUCCUGAAAUCAGAAGUGCAAGAUUUAGGAACCAAGCUCCAAACUCUCUCUGUUGGAUCUUCCAUAACAGAAGACAAUGCAGAUGAGGAAAAGGAUGGACAGUCUAUAACAGAAACAUCCGUCAAGCCAGAUCUACAAGAAAUCUUAGAGAAACGAGGAAUUUCAGGCAGUUUGAAUUUUGAUGAGGAGGACACAGAAGAAGAGGAAGAAGCUAGUAAGAGACCAGCAUCUCAUUCACCACAUCCUGAAUCUGAGAGGCCUAGUUCUGCAACCAGUGAGAAAUCCUUUGCAGAAACAGGUGCUUCCUGUAGUCCAUCCCCUCAGGCAGUUGCACAUCUGGGAGAAGUAGAGAACUUGGAGGAUUUUGCAUUACGCCCUGCACCCCGUGGUAUUACAAUCAAAUGUCGAAUCACUAGAGAUAAGAAGGGAAUGGACCGGGGCCUCUUCCCUACUUAUUACAUGCAUCUGGAAAGGGAUGACAACAGAAAGACAUUCCUUCUUGCGGGGAGAAAACGAAAAAAGAGCAAAACGUCCAAUUACCUCAUAUCAGUUGACCCAACUGAUUUAUCCCGGGAAGGGGAAAGUUUCAUUGGAAAACUCAGGUCAAACCUCAUGGGAACUAAAUUUACGGUCUAUGACCAUGGAAUUAGCCCCAUCAAGGCACAAGGCGUAUUGGAAAAGGCCCGUACUCGACAGGAGCUUGCAGCUAUCUAUUAUGAAACCAAUGUAUUAGGAUUCAAGGGUCCCAGAAAAAUGUCUGUGAUCAUUCCAGGAAUGAACAUGAAUCAUAAGCGAAUUCCAAUCCAGCCACAAAAUGAAAAUGAGAGUCUUCUGUCAAAAUGGCAAAACAAAAAUUUAGAGAACCUCAUUGAGUUGCACAACAAGGCUCCAGUCUGGAAUGAUGAUACUCAGUCCUACGUUUUGAACUUCCAUGGGAGAGUCACUCAGGCUUCAGUGAAGAACUUCCAGAUUGUCCAUGACAAUGACCCUGACUACAUUGUGAUGCAGUUCGGUCGUGUAGCAGAAGAUGUGUUCACUCUGGACUAUAAUUAUCCUCUCUGUGCUCUUCAGGCUUUUGCUAUUGGACUCUCCAGCUUUGAUAGCAAAUUGGCCUGUGAAUGAGAGACUACAGACUUGAGACGUGGAACUGACUCCCAUCCCUGCAUCUUGUUACAAGAGUUUAGGUGGAGCAAUGAAAAGCACAUCAGGGAUGGAAAGGAACUGGAGGACAAACUUCUGCAGGCUUAUUUGAAAGCGAAUAGUAGGCUGGAGAGCAUUAUGGUGGUUUACAGUAGAUCUUCUUAGGAGACUGUCCCAAGACUGAGCAGUCUCUGUACUCAUUGUGGAAGAACAAGGAAUAUUGGUGAUGUUUUUAUUGUCAGAAUUGAUUCUGCUUUCAGAAUCCUUGUAACACAUGCUGCUGCCUGAACAGGCUAAGGAAGUUAACCCACUAAUUGAAACACAUUGCAGCUUGGACUGGAAAAAUAAUAGUUUAGUGUCCAUAUACCUUGGAUCUUAAGCAGUGCCCCUGAAGAUGAUGCUACCAAUAUUCAUUUGAGUUCCUGAUCAGAUUAAUUCAGAAAAAAAAAAUAGAAGGGUGGUUAUAGUAUGUGUUCUCUCUUGCCCUGUGUAGCAUUUUGCUGUCUGUAAAAACACUGAGAGAGAGAAGGGUUGAGGUUAAGCUUCUGUGCAACUGUAGGUAGUGUUCAACAAGUACAAGCUGAAAUGAGACAUUGUCUGUAGUAAAAACACCUCCUUCUCUGUGGAAUGAUUCUCUGCUAAGUCUGAUAGUCCAGCUCCUUUUCAUUAUUCUAAUUUUCAAUGCUGGGUUCUAGAGUAUGGAGACAGUAGAUCACAGCAUGGGACACUUCUUGAUUCAUAUGGCCUUGAUUCAUCAGAGUCAAUUGCUGCACACUGACACAUAAGCCUCAUAGUGCACACAUCUGUUGUGUGCUAAGGUAGAGAACAGCUACUAUCUUGCCAGUUUCAUGGCCAUUGUGCAUAUCCAUGAUGAAACUGGAAAACUGUAUCCUUCUAAUAAGACAAGAAUCAGCGUUUAGCAGUUUUGUAUACUGUCAGCAGACAAGUUCUGUUUCAUGCUCCUGAAAAACAGACUUACUGUUUUUGUUCUCCAGAGUCUUUGCAGUGGUAAAUAUCACUUGCUCUUUCAAAAUAAUAUCAGAAAAUAUCUUCACAGAGUUUCAUGGCCAGGAAAAAAAAAAAAAAGAUGGUAAUCAUGUGUAAACUUUGUUUUUAAUUGUAAAUUUUGAACUGUUGCUGAGGGCACCAGCUCUAGAAAAUGCUGGAAGCCAAGUCCCAGAUGCCCAUUCUGUAUUAGCUUGAGAGCCAUUGUCUUGAGAGUGAUCUCAUCAGCACAGCAGUCAGUGAAGAGAACUUGAAUCAUGGAUCUAUUUUGUGCCUUCAUGUACUUCCUGCUCAUUAUGCUGGAGUUAAGACCUGACAGAGUUUUCCAGUUGUUCUCCACUGAGUUCUUGGCUGAAGGCUCUGCCCUCCACCCAUCCAGAAAUACUAAAAAAAAGAAAAAAAGUCAGUUCAUAAUCUGAUUAUUAUUUUUCUGUCUAGGACUGUGUAAAUAAACUAUGUUAACUUGGGGUGUCCUGAAGCUACGAUGAUAAUUUCCAAUUUAAGUUGAUUUUUCUCUGUUCUCAGAAGGCCACAGUAGCAUUGCUUUACUCACCCUUUCAGCUAAGCUGGACAGCAGUGGCUCUUCAAGCUAUCUGUUGAUGACAAAUCAUCUUCACAGGGUCAGAGCCUCCGUGUCUUGGUCACAUUUAUGUAGAUAUAUGAACCGCUUCAGAGCUCUUUUAUCAAAUACUGUUUUACAUUAAUUGUAUUUAUAACUUUUAUAUCUAAAUGAAAAUAAACUAAUUUAUAUAUUGAAAAACUC
This is a messenger RNA of Anas platyrhynchos (mallard), 3317 nucleotides long. It is a transcript of the gene TULP3, whose product is annotated as TUB like protein 3. Gene Ontology annotation, cellular component: cilium. The record is from RefSeq and is a predicted model, not a curated record. Gene Ontology annotation, biological process: protein localization to cilium. Lineage: Eukaryota; Metazoa; Chordata; Aves; Anseriformes; Anatidae.